Messenger RNA from Olea europaea var. sylvestris, 1703 nucleotides. RefSeq names its product formamidase-like. The coding region runs from base 120 to 1478 and encodes 452 amino acids. The record is from RefSeq and is a predicted model, not a curated record. The transcript has 7 exons. Lineage: Eukaryota; Viridiplantae; Streptophyta; Magnoliopsida; Lamiales; Oleaceae. Gene Ontology annotation, molecular function: hydrolase activity, acting on carbon-nitrogen (but not peptide) bonds, in linear amides.
GGACCAUUGGAAAAGUUUGUCCUCCAUUUGUCUGCCACGCCUACUAAGCCUGUCUAAGUCAACCUUAGAAAAGUUUGUCCUCCAUUAGUUUUAGGCAAAAACAGACUUAUACUCUAUUCAUGGCUCCUCUAACUCCAAGAUUAAUAGUUCCGAUAGACAUAAACAAGAAGCCAUGGGAGCAGGAAGUACCUCUUCAUAAUAGGUGGCACCCCAUGAUACCGCCGGUGGCAGAGGUCAAGACCGGUGAGAUAUUUAGAAUAGAAAUGGUGGACUGGACCGGAGGAGCCAUUAAAGAUGACAACGCUGCAGUUGAUGUAAAAAACUUAGAUCUAUCAACAGUGCAUUAUCUUAGUGGACCUAUUAGAGUUCUUGAUGUAGAUGGUAAUCCAGCCAAGCCUGGUGAUCUUCUUGCUGUUGAAAUUUGCAAUUUGGGGCCGCUACCUGGGGAUGAAUGGGGAUUUACAGCAAUAUUUGAUCGGGAGAAUGGAGGUGGAUUCCUCACUGACCACUUUCCUUGUGCAACCAAAGCCAUAUGGUAUUUUGAAGGAAUAUAUGCUUACUCUCCUCAUAUACCUGGUGUACGGUUUCCUGGUUUAACACACCCUGGUAUAGUUGGAACUGCACCUUCAAUGGAACUUCUUAACAUCUGGAAUGAGAGGGAAAGAGAAGUCGAAGAAACCGGACUUCAGUCUCUAAAAUUGUGUGAGGUUCUGCAUUCAAGGCCACUAGCAAACUUACCAUCAACAAAGGGAUGCUUUCUAGGCAAGAUUGAGGAAGGGGCUCCUGAAUGGGAAAGAAUUGCACGAGAGGCUGCAAGGACAAUUCCUGGAAGGGAGAACGGAGGAAAUUGUGACAUCAAAAAUCUCAGUAGAGGUUCCAAAGUAUACCUUCCAGUAUUUGUCGAUGGAGCAAACCUGAGCACUGGGGAUAUGCAUUUUUCACAAGGAGAUGGUGAAGUUGCAUUUUGUGGCGCAAUCGAGAUGAGUGGUUUUCUAGAACUCAAGUGUGAAAUCAUUAGGGAUGGUAUGAAAGAAUACCUCACUCCAAUGGGGCCAACUCCUCUACAUGUCAACCCCAUUUUUGAGAUAGGCCCUGUCGAGCCAAGAUUUUCAGAAUGGUUAGUAUUUGAGGGCAUUAGCGUUGAUGAGAGUGGGCGACAACACUUUCUUGAUGCUUCCGUUGCUUACAAGCGUGCAGUGCUAAAUGCUAUUGACUACUUGUCCAGAUUCGGAUACACUAAAGAACAGGUCUAUCUUCUACUCUCAUGCUGCCCCUGUGAAGGAAGGAUUUCAGGAAUAGUUGAUUCUCCCAAUGCUCUUGCCACUCUUGCAAUUCCAACUUCCAUCUUCGACCAGGAUAUUCGUCCAAAAAUCAACAAGGUGCCUAAAGGACCUCGUCUUGUGAGGAACCCUAAUAUCCCACAGUGUAGCUAUGAUGGAAAGUUGCCAACCACCAAAAAUCCCAGUGCUACGACAUGACUAUCAUCAAUUGACACAUGAAAAGCAGCACUACAACAUGAGUACUCGAGGAUAUUGGCAGAAACAAUAAAACACUUAUAGCAGGAGACGUUAAUAAUAUUAUUUUGAGAAGUAUUUUGAUAUUUCAUGUUUUUCAAUAGUCAAAUUGCUUGGCAUAAACUCCAUGACAAAUAUUUGAACAGGUUAUGCUAUAUGUAUAUUACAACUUAUUUGUUUACCAACAGA